This is a messenger RNA of Diatraea saccharalis (sugarcane borer), 465 nucleotides long. The record is from the annotation of a GenBank genome assembly. Lineage: Eukaryota; Metazoa; Arthropoda; Insecta; Lepidoptera; Crambidae.
AUGGUGAGGAGUCGUAAGGUGCAAGCGACGAGCGAGGCCGACGUGAGACGCGAUCAGUCUUUUCAAAAUCGCUCUAACGUCACCGGGUCCCGUCUCCGCGUCCGCAGAGGAUCCAGUUUGACGGAUCUGGACAAAUUGAAGUGCGGUGGCGGCUCAAGCGGUGGAGGUUCCAUAGGUGACUUGAUGAACAUGUUCAGUGGUAGCGCCAAUUCAGUCGGCAGUGACUCAUUAAUAGCGAGAACAGUUCCUUUAGAGACUGUGCGGCGUAAUAUACCGCCGGCGCCGUCGCCGCCCGCUCAUCCGCCACCCUCUCCGCUCAUACACGUGUCUCGACCAGUAGGCCCUUUAACGAUGGCACAACGAACUUUAAGAUUUAGUAGAUUGUUGAAAUAUCAACCGUGUUCUACUGACAUCCCUAUUAGUGUGGACUUACAAUUACGCCACCAUCACGCCACGAAAGAAUAA